AUGUCUAAUAAUUUCCUAGUCCCUGUGACUGCAGCCUCUCAAAAUAAAUCCAAAUUCUCUCAUAAAAAGCAUCCUUCAUAGCUAGCUGAAGUCUUGAAUAUGUCCCCCAAUAGAAACAGCAAUCAGAAACGUAAGCAACUAUCUGGGUAAAAGUAUACAAGAUUGUGUGCCCAAUCCAUAAUGGGUGUCAAUAAAUCUUGGGAUAUUUUUAUGCUUAAAUUGUUCUGGUGUGCAUCGCAGCUUUGGCAAUUUGGUGGAAACAAUUCACUAAAGAGAUACUUCAAGUUCUAUGAUCUUAAUGCAGAGCCAGUUAAUUAAAGGUAUUUCAGCAAGGCAGCAGAAUUCUACAGGCAAAAACUCAAAGAGCAAUGUGAAAAGCCAUUUUCACAAGAUUAAUAUGAGUAAUUUGAUCCAAUAAAUCUAAAUGACAAACCAAACUUUGAUGAAGGUAGAAUAAUACUUACUAUGAAUAUGGCAAGACACUCUGUUGACUCGAACAUAGUUUUUUAAAACUUAGAAAAUUAGCAAAAUUCCUAAUAAAACCAACUAAGAAAGCGAGGAACUAUAGUCAUAUCUUUAAACGAAGAUGAGAUUUUAUAUAAAGGUAGAGGGAGAUAAGAACUUACUGAUUCCUCUCCAAAUGAUGUUCAAUUGAAUAAAGUCAAUUAUCAAUAACUCAUUCCAAAUAACUCAGUAAAAUAAUUGGUAUUUGAAGAGAUUAAACAAGAAAAAGAGUAAAUGCUAUUCAACAAUGUCAAAAACUCACAUUAAAAUAAGGCAUUCUCUAAAUCAAUGAUUGAUAAUAAUCAUAGUCAAAGUACAGCUUAGCUAAAAAGAGUUGAAUCAUCCUUGAUUGACACAAUUAUUGAAAGCACAAGACAAGCAAGUGAUAUGGCAGUUCAAAAAGGUAUUGAGUUGCAAAGAAAACUUUAGGAAAGUAAUAUAAGCGAAUAAGUAUCAACAAGAUCCUCUGAUAUACUCAAUAAGGGAUUAGAUAUUGGAGCAUCUCUAUAUUUGAUAGCUGAAUCAUGUGGCGGUGGUGGAAAUUACAGUACCAAUUAAGAUAGACCAGAGGCAAGAAUAAGAGAAAAUGAAGUUGAUUUAUUCGAAUUAAGUCAAAAUCACAAUCAAAGUCAAUGUAGCUCCAAUUCGAGUAAAUAAUAAGGAAUCAGAACUCAAAACUUGUAAUUUAACCAGAGAACUCAACGAUGA
Stylonychia lemnae is the source of this 1212-nucleotide messenger RNA. The record is from the annotation of a GenBank genome assembly. NCBI's taxonomy places the organism in Eukaryota, Ciliophora, Spirotrichea, Sporadotrichida, Oxytrichidae.